AUGCCCCUCCGGGGGCGCCCCCUCUCUUUCGACGCCUACAUCGAUGACACCAGCAUCUCGGCUAUCGGUUCCAGGUCCUUCGUUAGAGCUACCAUCCUGAACAUGGCCCCCCUGCUGCUGGCGGGCAUCAGGCAGAUGUUAGGCGGCCGUGUCGCUCUCGACAAGGUUGCCCUAGUGUGCUCCUGUGGUGCCCUGGGCCAGCAGCUGGAGGCUGAUCUUGGCCCCUUCGGCGCACUGGGCACCUCCGCCAUCAACCUCGGCUGCGACGACGCGGCUGGGAAGUGUUUCAGGACGGGCAAGAGGAGGAUGAGGAAGCGUCAGGAGAGGAAGAUCAAGAUGCAGCGCAAGGCUACUCGUUCGAAGCGGUUCCGUUCUCACUUUGGGAGGAAAGCUAUCAAGGUGUUCUCUGCUGGCCCGCUGCCUGGAUAUAUUUAUGGAUGUGAAGUCCAGGGCCUCGCGGACGGAGAGGUUCACAGUCUUCGGCGUGUGGCAGCCAGCUCCAUCAAGCCAGAUGCCGCUCGCAGAUCGCUGACGGUGCUGUCGCUCAUUGAAGGGGACCCUGUUUGGCACGGCUCGGUCGCGCCCGUGCUGUGCUACAUCAAAGAGGUUCUGCUGCGCCAGGCUGUGCUGCGCCAGCUCGAGAGAGCGGCCUACGGCAAGCUGGUGGACGGCGAUCUCUUUUGUGGCGUUG
This is a messenger RNA of Prorocentrum cordatum, 691 nucleotides long. The record is from the annotation of a GenBank genome assembly. NCBI's taxonomy places the organism in Eukaryota, Dinophyceae, Prorocentrales, Prorocentraceae.